UUUUGCCUUUUUCUCUCGUUGUUUUCAUCUCUUUUCUUUCUUUGUCUUCUUUUGCUUCUUGCGUUCUCAUUUCACUCCUUUUCAAACCCUAAAACCACAAUGUCGAGCACAGACUUGGCACAGCUGCGGCGCGACACGGAGCGCUACAUUCGAGGUGGCAAUGUCGCACUACCCACCGCCAAACCCAAGAUUGUCUCGAUCGCGUCAAUGGCGGCCAAGUUUAAAGAGCAGCGCAAGCAGCAGAGCUCCAACCAAAGUCAAGCACCAAGCCAGUCUCGUCCAACGCAGACCGCUUCGUCCACUCCAGCAGCUACUGGCUUGCCCGCCUCCUCUCGGCAGGCGUUUGCUGGCCACGGCCAUGGUCAUUCACCCUCCAAGCACAGGACUGCCGCGAGCCGGUUGACAGAUUCCUUGCCACCGCAACGCCCGGCCUUCUCCCUGGUCGGGCAAGACCAAACAGCUUCCGACGCUGAUGCUGCCCGUAACAAGAGUGCACACCGUCCAAACAGCCAUCGCGACGACGACAACGACAACGACAACGACAACGACGAGGAUGACUUGCCAGAAGUCAACUUUUCGGCUCCCGUUGCUGUCGCUGCGAUUGCGAAGCAACAACCCGAGAAGGAGUCGGCCAGCCUUGACGAUUCGUUCUCCCACGACGACCUCGAGCACCCUGACGUGCGCUUGCACUUGAUGCGCCCCGCCCACUCGACCAACUAUGAUAUUGAUGUUUUGCGCACUUAUGCUCGUAAAAGCGCCGUUGCCUCCUCCGAGACCUUCUUUGAUGCCAACGGCCUCCUUCGUCAUCGUCCUCUCUCCUCUCACACCCCAUCCAUGGCAAUGGAACCGUCAACGGAUUCGCAUAACGUGGAGGCUGCGCUAAACCUUUCCAGCCUCGGCAGCUUUGGCGACGUCUCUACCUCAAACCAACUUAUGGAAAACACGCCAAUGCAACUAUCCGCAGUGCCGGUGGAACCCAUGCACCAAGCCGACAAACCGUCCGAGCUGCUUGCCAUGUGCUCUGGUUUCUUUGAGGACGGGGGUGCUGCACCACCAGCUGCGUUCGGUUUGCCAUUUGCGCUCGCUGCGGGCCUUCCACGCCCGGCCAAGGUUCAACAGCCCGAGGCACCACGGCCCGAAUCGGACAACGUUGCUACGUUGAAGCUUGAUGCCAGCUUCCAAAUCGACAGCGUUCCAACACUGCCCAUCGAGGCGGCGAUUGCUUCUGACGACAACGCUCAAGAUGCGGCUUCUGCGCUGCCGCUUGCAAACAAGCCCGUCGUGGCAGCCGCCACAAACACAAUCAAAAAGCCACCAGCAGCAGACAGCGUGUUGGCCAAGCUAUUCGCCGCGAACAAGCGUCCAGCACCUGCUCCCAAGCCUGCGAGCGCGGAUGCCGCACCAACUGCAUCGGAUCCUCCGGCUAUUGCUGUGCCCAAGCGCAAGGCCGACGAAAGCGAGGCAGAUUCUACAUCGCGAAAGAGCACCAAGCUCGAGUCAGCAGUCGAGUCCAAGCGGGCAUCUCAAAAGCCGCGCCGUCGCGCACCCAUUUUCAGCGACGACGAGGAUGAAGAGGCCGAGGUGAAUGUCGGCGCCGCUUCCGAGGAAGAGGAAGAAGAAGAAGGCGGCGACGACGAUGCUGACGAUGAGAGUGAGGGCGACGAUGAAGAGGCCGAGGAGGAUGACGACGACGAAGAAGAAGAAGUCGAGGUGGACGACGAGGAUGACGAGGAUGCCAAGCAGCUGCGUCUCGCACGCUCCAAGGACGUCGAAGAGGACGAAGAGGCCAUUCUGGCGUACGCACGUGAUGAUUCUGACGGCGAAGAGGUGGACGAUGUGGACGCUGCCCGCCAACGGCUCCGACGACGCAUGCUGCUCGACCAGGCUUCCGACGACGACGAGGACAUGGACGAUGCUCAAAUGCUGGCUCAGCGCCGCAAGGACAUGGAAUUGGACGAGCUCGAGGAGGCCGAGGAGUACGACGAGGAGCUCAUCGCAGAGGCUGCUGAAGGGCUGAUUGACAAUGGCGUCGUGGACCAUACCAACGAUCGAUUGGCGGCUCGUCUGUUGCGCGAAAAGAUGCGACUUGACGAGCAGAAGGACCUCGACAAGCUCGUCGACAAACUUAUCACCAAAGAGCAUCUCGAGAGCGACGGCAAAGACUGGAAGGAGCUCGGUCGCGCGCCUCCCGUUGAUCGUGAUUACGACAACGAGAACGAGAUGGAGGACAAUGGCGGUUUUGUCGGCGAUGGAUCGACCAUGGGCUCGGCAGAAAUGGGCGAAAAGCUGCUUUCGACCAUCAAUCGGUACGCCUGCAACCGCAAUAGCCGCGCACGACGCCUGGUCCGAGAAGACUCUGUUGCAGACAUGUUUUCGCCAUCCUCCUUGGUGAUGGAGGCACUUGCUCGCAGCGAACGCGAGGCAGCUUCGCUCAGCGCUCAUGCAGACGCCGACGAGCAGCCGAUGGACACUCAGGCCAUGCGUGACCAGCUCGAGCGUCGAAAUUUCUUGCGCUCUGCCGAAUCAAAGGCCCAGUCCAUUCUGGAUGGUCAAGAUAGCCAGGAUAUUCUGACCAUGAUUAACAACACUAGCCGCUCCGUGUCUCGGCAAGUCUCGGGUGGCAGCGUGGGAAGCUCGCCCAGCCUCUCGGGGACUGCCGCGACUUCCUUCUCAAACAUGAUCCCUCAGGCGUCAUUCAAGCGAUCCAUGUCCUUCAGCUCUGUUGCAACGAACAAGCCGUUGACUGCACUGGGCACUGGCUCAAAUUCGUUCAAGUCCACCUCGACGGUGACUGGCGGCACUGGCUUUGCGUGGAGCGCGACCAUUGCUGCAUCGCUGUCACACAAGGGCUCAUUUUUGCACAUGGACCAGGAGACGCUGACCAAGAUUGAUGCUCAGCCAAAGUCCAAGUCCAAGGCUGUGGGUGCUUCAAGCGCAUCUGCUGGCAGCGGACGCAAGUUUGUCUUUGCCGCAGUGAGCGAUAGCGCUUCCAACGAUGGUCUGUCGAACCAGGCGUCGCUUUCCAAUCAGGCAACCCUGUCGAAUAUGAAUGCGUCCAACCAUGCCUUUGCCAUCCCCGCCAAAGUCCCGGCCAAAACCCCACCGCUUUCGGCAGGCAUCAGCACCGCCGCGUCCAACUCUCCCUUCAUGACUCCUCCCGCAAUCUCGCGCCGGAACAGCCGUCACGGAUUGUUUGAAGCGCUUGGACGCACCAAAUGAGGCCGGAUUUGUUUCUCAGGGCUGAUCUGUUAUGGCUGUUUUUGGUUGAAUCGUAGCGUUGUUGGUGUCGUUGUCACGUUAAGAAAAUGUAAAGUGUUCUAUUCAUUCAUUUGAG
Molecule: messenger RNA, 3334 nt
Organism: Capsaspora owczarzaki ATCC 30864
Lineage: Eukaryota; Filasterea; Ministeriida; Capsasporidae
Exons: 6
Coding region: 100-3219 (1039 amino acids)
Source: RefSeq, a predicted model, not a curated record